Molecule: messenger RNA, 1041 nt
Organism: Onychomys torridus (southern grasshopper mouse)
Lineage: Eukaryota; Metazoa; Chordata; Mammalia; Rodentia; Cricetidae
Gene: Prr27
Product: proline rich 27
Exons: 5
Coding region: 1-1041 (346 amino acids)
Cellular component (GO): extracellular exosome
Source: RefSeq, a predicted model, not a curated record
AUGAAGUUACUUCUUUGGGCCUGCGUCGUGUGUGUCGCUUUUGCAAAGAGGAGGCGUUAUCCCUUCAUUUAUAAGAAAUCACCCUCACCCAGUGAAGAGGAUUACUAUGGAAAUCGCUACUCACUUACUCCAUCUCUCAAUAUCCCAUUCGGCUUAUGGAAUGAUAAUUUACCACCUUUCCUUUUGCCUCCUCUUGACGCUCACCAAGGAAAUGCCAUCACCAAAUUCUCUGGAAAUCCUGAAGCUGAAAGAGGGCUAACUCCAUACCCUUGGAUUCCUACUUCUUCUAAAGUUCGCUAUAUAUACCAAAACCCUAGUUAUCCCACAGAUCCCGCAGCAGCUGCUCCUCCUCCGCCAGUCCCUCCUCCAAGGGCAUAUCCCUUUGUCAUACCUCCAAAGAUUUCUGUUUCAUCUGUUGCAGCUGAACCUGCGGCAGCUCCCCCAGCAGCAGCGCCUGCUGUAGGCGAGGGACUGGUGCCUGAGUUCUCUAUGGACAAAACUAUUUCAGGCCUGCCUCCUGCAAUCAAACUUGAACCACCACCUGCUGAACCCAAACCUCCUGCAGCGGAGCCUGCUCUAGGCCAGUUUGGUGCUGGUGCACCUGAGACUGCUCCAGCCCAGUUUGGUGGACUUGAACCUGCUCCUGCCCCCUCUGGGGCAGCUGAGCCUGCUGCAACCCACCCCAUGAUACCUGAACCUGCUCCACCCCAAUCUGUGGCUGCAGCCCAGGCUAUUCCAGGGGAAAACCCUGCAGACCAGUCUGCUGAAAACAAACCUGCUUCAGGUGAGCCUGCUGUAGCCCAGGCUAUACCAGUUGAGCCUGCUGCAGGACAGGCUGCCGAAGCCAAGCCUCCUGCCGCUGAGGCUGCUGCAGCUCAACCUCCUGCAACUGAACCUAUUGCUAUUGCGGGCCAGUCUGUUGUGGGAAAGCUUAUUCCAGCUGAACCUGCUGAAGCAAAAGUGGAGGCACCUGAGCCUGUUGAGGCCAAACCUGGUAGCCAAGAGCCUCAGCCUUUUCUAUUUUACCAGGUAGAUAAGUGA